AUGGCGGCCUCCAAUUCAUCUCUCCUCCUUCCUCUGCUUUUUCUGCUCUCAGCCGCAUUGUACUUUCCGGCGGCGUCCGGCCGCGGCUUCUGCAUCAACUACGGCCGCAUCGCCGACAACCUCCCCCCGCCGGAGCAGGUCGCCGGCCUCGUCAAGUCCAUCCACGCCGCCCGCAUCCGCCUCUACGACGCCGACCCCCGCGUCCUCCGCGCCUUCGCCGGCACCGGCGUCGAGAUCACCGUCGGCCUCGGCAACGAGCACCUCGCCUCCAUGCGGGAUCCCUCCGCCGCCCUUGCCUGGGUCCGAUCAAACGUCUCCUGCUACCUCCCCGCCACCAAAAUCACCUCCAUCAACGUCGGCAACGAGGUCCUCACCGCCAACGGGACCUCCGCCCCCGCCGCCUCCCCCGACGACCUCCUCGCCGCCGUGGAGAACGUCCACGCCGCACUCGUUACCCUCGGCCUCGACCGGCGCGUGUCCGUCACGACCGCGCACAAUUUGGGGAUCCUCGACGCCUCCUACCCGCCGUCGGCCGGGGUAUUCCGAGCCGAUCUGGAGCCUGUCCUCCGCCGCCUCCUCGACUUCCACUGCACCUCCGGCUCGCCGUUCAUGAUCAACGCGUACCCGUACUUCGCGUACAGGGACAACCCGGGACACGUGUCCCUGAAGUUCGCGCUCUUCGAAGGGGACGGCAUCGUGGACACCAAAACGGGCCUGAAAUACGAAAACAUGUUCGAGGCCCAAAUCGACGCGGCCCACGCCGCGAUGGAGAAGCUAGGGUACAGGAACGUCUGCCUCCAGGUGUCGGAGACGGGCUGGCCGUCCAGGGGCGACGGCGGCGAGGCGGGAGCGACGCCGGAGAACGCGAGGGCGUACAAUAAAAACCUGCUCCGGCGGAUUAAUCAGAAUGGGGGAACGCCGAUGAGGCCGGAUAUGGAUCUGAAUGUUUAUUUCUUCGCGCUGUUCAACGAGAAUCAGAAGCCCGGGCCCGCGUCGGAGCAGAAUUUCGGGCUGUUCAACCCGGAUAUGACGCCGGUGUACGAUCUAGGGUUCAAUUCGAAGGGAUCCGGCGGGAAGACGCCGUCUGGGUCGCCGGUGGUCGUAAUGUCUCCCCCGGACGGCGGUUACAUGGUCGACGGCGCGGAGGGACAUAGACUCACUAGAGAAGGUGCGUUGUUGUCCGCUUCGUGUUUGGUGGUUUCGACAAUUUUAUUGCGCUACAAUUCCGGUUUCUUUUGA
Molecule: messenger RNA, 1239 nt
Organism: Striga hermonthica
Lineage: Eukaryota; Viridiplantae; Streptophyta; Magnoliopsida; Lamiales; Orobanchaceae
Source: the annotation of a GenBank genome assembly